Messenger RNA from Miscanthus lutarioriparius, 243 nucleotides. Lineage: Eukaryota; Viridiplantae; Streptophyta; Magnoliopsida; Poales; Poaceae. The record is from the annotation of a GenBank genome assembly.
AUGGCGUCCAAGUCCGGCGAGCUGCGCAUGACGCUGCUGGGCGUGGCCCUGCUGGGGCUGCUGCUGCUGAGCCAGCACGCGGCGCCCGUCGACGCCACCGAGAGCGCCGCCCCCGGCCUGAAAAUGACUAGCUUCAGCUUCAACAGCAACAACAGAAACUACAACGCCGGCGGCCGCACUCUCAGCAGCUUCAGCAUGAACGCCGGCGACAGCGAGAAGAAGACCCGCGGCAAGGGCGUCUGA